This is a messenger RNA of Branchiostoma belcheri (Belcher's lancelet), 651 nucleotides long. RefSeq lists its product as uncharacterized. Bases 78 to 635 code for a protein of 185 amino acids. The transcript has 3 exons. The record is from RefSeq and is a predicted model, not a curated record. NCBI's taxonomy places the organism in Eukaryota, Metazoa, Chordata, Leptocardii, Amphioxiformes, Branchiostomatidae. Gene Ontology annotation, biological process: negative regulation of BMP signaling pathway. Gene Ontology annotation, cellular component: AMPA glutamate receptor complex.
GCAGCUUGUGGAUUUUCAAUAUAUAACCCUAGUCUGUACCUAUAGUCUGUACCUAGGUUUGUGCAAAGUGUGACAGAAUGGCACUUGCUCAUGUCUUGAUCCUACUUUUAGCGGUACUCACCGUUCCUGAUACGUUUGCCACGGUAAAACGUGCUCGCCAGGCUGACAACAGCGAGCUAUGGACAUGGCUAACAACUACAGCAGUUACUACAACUAUACCAACUCCGACCCCCGGUUGUGUCAGCUCGUACGACGGGCAGAUGUAUGGGCAAGGUUCUACCAUGCCCACAGGAGGAGACGGGUGUAGGGAGUGUACGUGUGACGAUUUUUGGUCCAGUACUGUCCAGGAGAACUGUCGCUGCAUAUGUUGGUGUUAUUGCUCACCGUGUGUUGAUGAGGUUUCUAACGGGUGCUGCCCUACUUGCCCAAACGGUCCGAACUGUAACGCGAUGGGGACGGUGAUUCCGGCGGGUAUGGACGUGCAGGUGGACGGUUACACCUGCCGAUGUCCCCACGCAUCGGCAUUUCCAGCCCCUUGGCAAUUAGGCAAGCGGUCGGUCCUGGCUGGGAGAGGCUCCAGGGCCAAUAGCUGUGAUCCAGGCAGGGAGGCUGUCUGUCAGCCCAUCAUAACAUGAUGAUGAAUAAAAAGAU